Corticium candelabrum is the source of this 1349-nucleotide messenger RNA. RefSeq names its product collagen alpha-1(XXIV) chain-like. Bases 1 to 1338 code for a protein of 445 amino acids. Gene Ontology annotation, biological process: immune response. The transcript is spliced from 11 exons. The record is from RefSeq and is a predicted model, not a curated record. Lineage: Eukaryota; Metazoa; Porifera; Homoscleromorpha; Homosclerophorida; Plakinidae. Gene Ontology annotation, molecular function: tumor necrosis factor receptor binding. Gene Ontology annotation, cellular component: membrane; extracellular matrix.
AUGGUUAGUGUGUGUUUCACUCGCGGAGUGAGGCUCACAAUUGGAGCAGAGGUGGGUUUCACACGUGGAGCUGGAGUGGACUUCACACGUGGAGAGGGGUUGGUUUUACACAUGGAGCAGGACUGGGCGUCACACGUAGAGUGGGGAUGGGGCUCACACGCGGAGCUGAAAUGGGCUUUACAAGUGCCCUGGGGUGGGGUUUACACAUGGAGCUGGAAUGGGGUUCACAAGUGGAGUGUCAAAAUGAAUUUGGUACUUGCCAACAUUUUUCUCUGCAUGUCUUUCUACACAUUUGUCAAUGGAACUACCACUGGACCCACUGAAGCAUAUAUUCGGGCUUGCCAAAAAGGGGACAAAGGUGAAGUCGGUCAUCCUGGCAUACAAGGUGUUAGGGUGAAUCUUCUCUAUUUUAUUUGUGUUAAUUAUCUCCUGCAGGGCCACAAAGGUGACCCAGGUCUACCUGGAACAACAGGAGUAAAGGGAGACAAAGGUGAACGUGGCCCUACAGGUCCAGAAGGUGCAACAGGACCUAGAGGAGCCCCUGGAGUAGUAGGCCCUCGAGGUCUGCAAGGAAGAGUUGGAGAGCAAGGUCCACCUGGCACAACAGGAUUCGCAGGUUCAGUAGGACCUCGUGGCUCGCCGGGUAAAACUGGAAGCAAAGGAAUAAAGGGGGGAACAGGACCGAGAGGAUUUCGCGGUUCUCCUGGCCUCGACGGAACUCACGGCCCUCCUGGACACCAAGGAAGAGAAGGAGUCAGAGGACCACAAGGGCCAAACGGUGAUAGAGGAAUAGCAGGUCACAAAGGUGAACAAGGUCGACAAGGAGUACCUGGAGCUAUUGUAGACGAAACAUCUCUUGAAGCAUAUCUGUCGAAAGCGAUUGAUGCGCGUUUUACAAAACUAACUCAAUCGUUUUAUAAUCGUCCUGCAGCUCAUUUGUAUGGAUCUGGCUUCAGUGGUAGUCGACUUACCUGGACGACAGGCAGUUAUGGUGGAUUUGUAGACAACGGAAUGAAAUACGAUAACGGAUACUUAAUCGUUCCCCAAAGAGGAUUGUAUUACAUCUAUGCUCAAGUCGUGUGCGACCCUAUUUCUGCAAGCCAUUAUUGGUGCGGAUUCUCUUUCGGAAUAAAUGAUUCUGUGAUUUCUGAGCAGCACAUCCAACAACAUUCCAGUUCACAAGACGUUCUCUCCUAUAACAUGUCUGAAGCUGGUUUGCUGAGAAAGCUAAACAAAGGCGAUCGCAUUUCAGUCAGCAAACGUUCGUCAAAUCAAAGGUUCAGUCAAAGUUACCAAUCCUAUUUUGGCUGUUAUGCCAUAUCAACGUUCGACUCUUAACACACUCAUAA